AUGGCCCUGGCGGCCCUGGCCAACGCGGCCACCGAGGAGCCUGCCAAAAUCAGCGCCGAAACCCUCACCAAGAUGAUGCCCAACCAAACGUGCGAAGGCAAGAGCGACGACUGCCGCACUCCCGCGCAGGCCGCUCCCUUCAUCGAGAAGUCCAUGGCCCGCUACCGCAUCAACAACACCAACGAGAUAGCCGCCAUCGUAUCCCUCAUGGCCUUGGAGUCUGGCAACUUCACCUUCAAGCACAACGUGUUCCCCGGCCGGAAGGGACAGGGCACCGCCAACAUGCAGAUGGCCGAGUUCAACUUGGAGUAUGCCAAGUCCAUCCCCUGCCUCCAGGGCAAGGUUGCCAACAUUACCACCGUCAACAACGCCACCAACGCCACCUUGGACUACAUCUUGUCCCUGGUUACCGUCGACAAGUACAACUUUGGCAGCGCCGCGUGGUUCUACACCACCAAGUGCCUGCCCGAUUCCAGAACCGGCCUGCAGAAGAAUAUCACCGAAGGCUUCGCGACGUACAUGAAGUGCGUCGGCGUCGACCCCGCUGGAGAAAGGACGACCUACUUGCAACGGGCCAUGGCCGCCUUUGGCUUGUCUUGA
Messenger RNA from Metarhizium brunneum ARSEF 3297, 600 nucleotides. RefSeq lists its product as uncharacterized. The record is from RefSeq and is a predicted model, not a curated record. NCBI's taxonomy places the organism in Eukaryota, Fungi, Ascomycota, Sordariomycetes, Hypocreales, Clavicipitaceae.